Molecule: messenger RNA, 612 nt
Organism: Lampris incognitus (smalleye Pacific opah)
Lineage: Eukaryota; Metazoa; Chordata; Actinopteri; Lampriformes; Lampridae
Gene: dpm2
Product: dolichyl-phosphate mannosyltransferase subunit 2, regulatory
Exons: 4
Coding region: 52-303 (83 amino acids)
Biological process (GO): GPI anchor biosynthetic process
Cellular component (GO): endoplasmic reticulum membrane; dolichol-phosphate-mannose synthase complex
Molecular function (GO): enzyme regulator activity
Source: RefSeq, a predicted model, not a curated record
CAGGAACAGGAACAACAACAACAACGGCGACCUAAGUAAUAUCUGUUGGAAAUGGCUACUCUGACGGAUCAAGCAGUUGGUAUGAGUCUGGUGGGCUUCAGCCUCCUGUUGUUCAUAUACUACUCUGUCUGGGUCAUUGUCCUGCCCUUCAUGGACACUGCUCACGUGCUCCACAAGUAUUUCAUUCCUCGAGAGUACUCAGUCAUUCUGCCUGGCAUUGCAGCAGUCAUACUGCUGCUUUUUAUAGGAGCCUUCACUGGAGUUGUCAUCUGGAAGAAACACAAGCCAAAGAAAGCUGACUGAACCAUGUGAAGGACACUGCUAUGUGAGCUGGACUGUGUCAGUGCUGCUUUACCUUCUCUACACGUCUUCGCCAUGGUACCAUCCUUAUUCCAAGACUUCUACGGGAAGAGCAAAAGCAGUAUCUCUUUCCUCUAUCAAAGAUUCACCAACACCUGGAAUUUAAUGAUAAAAGACAACAUUUCCUCAAAAAGCAAAUUCAUCAUGACUUAAAAUGUGCACACUUUAAAACAAUACUGUCAGAAUUGUUUAUAGUGGGACAGCUUAGCAUAAAAAUUGUGCAUUUUGUGAUAAAAGAACCAAACUUGGCAC